CUCAAGAUUCUAGUGUCAGUAGCGUCGGAUAGCCCGUGAUUCUGAGAGGGGAGGCCUCCUAAAUUCGAAGUCCUCUCUUCAAUCCUACAACCAUGACUAUGGCGGUCGGAUUCUUGUCGCUUCCUACAGAGCUCAUAUGUCACAUUCUAAUCCUCCUUAACCCCAGGGACAUUAGUCGCUGUGCACGGACAUGCAAUAUCUUUUGGCUUGCGGUCCGGAAUUCUGUCCACAUUCAAUACAAGCUUGAAAUUUAUGCUCAGGGCUUGACUAGUACUGGGGCCGCUACCAUGAAUUCGACCGGCGUUUCCAAAAAGAUUCUGUGUUCGCUCAAGACAUUGGCAUCUUUGUGGCGAUCUGACUUCCAUGCGACCACUACCUUUGAAUCAGUGGUCGCUAUUGCUGCCACUGAAUAUAUUCCAUUUUUACCCGCGAUCCAAGAUGUGAAAUGUGGGCUUUGGUGGUCUUACUCGCUGGACGAAGACAAAUUCUACAUUCAGGAUUGUGGCAUGAAUCCUACACUCUCCCGGACAUGGUUUAUCGAUGAUGUCGACCGCUUUCUUACUACCUUCGACCCUCUGCAGGAUCUUAUGGUUGUGUGUUCUGAGCAUCAUCAUUAUGUCGCUGUGACCGAUGCGGAACAAGAUUACCGUGUCUGUCGGGUGGAGUUCCGACUGGCUUCAUCCCAGUGUCCACAUCCCAGUGCUGCGUGCACUUCCUUGGAGUGCAAGCAUACCUUUGAUGCACUGCCUGGCUAUUACCGUGCUGCUUUGUCACCGCCUGUAAUCUGUGGUGAUCGCGUAUUUAUUCUCUAUUACAUAGAGAACACGGCGGAUGACUGCCAUCCUCAGCCUGCAUCCGGCAUGUUCAUACAAGUGAUCAAUUGGAGGGGGGGAUAUGUGAAUAGGCAUUUUUUAUGUCAACUGCAUAUCUGCGAGAUACAUCUUUUCUAUCCAGUUGAUGAACAGAAGCUUGUCAUCAUUGGCCCAGAAGGCUCGAUAUACUUGUACACGUUACAAGGGCUCAAUGGGUCGCCUCAGUGCCGAAUCAUAUAUCACCUUCCCAAGAUCCUCCAUCUAUCAUUAUACGACCCGGAAAUCAUUUUUCAUGGCCACCCGUCACUGCAUGGCAAAGCAGCACGCCCAGGACUCAUGCCGAGCUAUGUACCCUCCCUGGAGUCGCAGAUUAUGGUUUUAGAGUUUCUUCUCAAAGCGGGGACAUCUAUCCUAGUCAUCGAUAUCGCCAUCUUCUCUGACAUGGCCCUGCGCUCAGAUAUGCUCGUCGACAUUCCCUGGUCAGAUUGGGGACCUCAGUAUGCGUGCUACUUUCCGCACCACGAAAGCUACCAUAUCAGCGUGUUUGGCAGCAAAAUGGCUUAUGCUCUUCCCCAAGAUCAUAUUCGUGAUCCUGGUCAAACACUGGAAGGGCUCUCCAGCGAGGGUUACUUCUAUGUGCACAUCUGGGACUUCAAUAAGCGAGUCAUUGCAUGUUCGGAAAGUGUCAACGAUCCUGACUCACCGAGUCUUCGCAUUUGCAAGUCGGGUCAGAUGAUUGACUCCUUUGGUGAAGACAUCUUCUCGAGUCGUGCAUACAUCGCAACGGUCUGUCGUACGCCAUUUCCGACAGCUGGCUCCAGGAUAUUCUUGGAACAGGGUCGGCUUACUGUGACAUGGGCUCGGCAUGAUGAGAUUAGUUUUCGGGUCAUUUCCCCCACUCAGACGGAGGUUGGCCCGGACCUUACAGAAUAGGCAGUUUGGAGUAAAACAGGUGGGACUCAGCGACGCCUGACCAGUUGGGGACCCAGGACACAUUACUGGAUGACGACGAAGAUAUUGCAGUGCUUCUAUGCCACCGGCUUCCAUCUGCAUCACCCUGUGGCUCAUCAUGCUGUGGGCAUGGGUGAGAGUAUCAGCAGGAAAAUACUUAGAUACGGUAGCAACCAGCAUGACGCUCAAUAUGAGAUAGCUGAAAGCAAUAACAUUGGUACUUGCGCUAGUAAAGUUAUGACUUACUCCAAACAGCUGUCCGAACACCCUGGGACCUCCUCAUUGCGAUCUAGACUUGCAUAGAUCCAUGACCAUGUACCGACGAUUCGAUUUUUUCGCAGUGUAGAUAGCAGGAGCACUGAAUUUACACACUUCUAUAGUUCUCACGACUGCAAUGUCACGG
Molecule: messenger RNA, 2166 nt
Organism: Suillus plorans
Lineage: Eukaryota; Fungi; Basidiomycota; Agaricomycetes; Boletales; Suillaceae
Exons: 4
Coding region: 93-1745 (550 amino acids)
Molecular function (GO): protein binding
Source: RefSeq, a predicted model, not a curated record